ACUGACGUGAUCAGUAAUGAUAUUGUAUCUCCUCCUUCUUACUGUGACCAGAGCUUUGAGGUGUAACCUUAAAAAUGCUGAGUAACUCUCAUCCUUUUAGAUCAUCACCAUCAGGGGUAACUGAUUCUGUCACAUAAUAGGCUCCAUAGAAAAUACUUAGGAAGCUCUGAAAAACCCCAUUCACAGCUGCUUUAUGGAUUGCUUUCAUAACAGAAGCUUUAUUUUACAAAGUUGCAUUAAAUUCUGUGCAAUUCAAUCCUUCGUCAUGCGCUGCCUUUAUGUGCAUAGCAUCUGAGCCGCAGUGCCUCAUCGCUGAAGUAUACAUUACCCUCUGUUCCUAAACUGUGACCCAGGCUUCACAAUAAUCCCCAUGCAUUUUUCAUUGACUCCCAGUGACAGCGAGGGCACGGAUCUAUUACAAACCUGAAAUGGCGGCGUUCGCUGUUGUGACCAGAGGAGAAAGAUUUAAAAAAAAAAAAAACACAGUAUACUGGAAGGGGAGGGGAGGACGGUGCUGAAGGGAGUGACACAAUGAGAAGAUUGAGACUAAGAAGAGGAGAACAGCCGAGGUGACAAACUGCUGCAACCUGUUGAAGGUAAAAAUGAUUAAUUCAAAGCCAAGAAGCAGAAAUCUCUGGAUUUAAGAUGCUCCUCAGCAAGUGGGCACUGUCAGAGCCGUGUCACUCAGGAUGCACCAGUGAUCUAUUUCUUCUGCAUUUUCUGCUACAAGCCGGCUUAAUAAAUGCAGGAGACAAGUGGAUGGAUAAUCCUGUGCAUAUAAAUGAAGCUCAUGCUGUCAAACCUGCACAUUCAGUAUUCAGAUUUUUGGUUUCCAUUUUUUUACUGCCCCUCUCAUCAUGAGCAUACUCUGCCGUUGGUGAUUUCUUUGUGGCUUUACAAAUAUGGAUUGUCAGGUCCAAACAAACAACACAAGCUCCUCUGAAGCCGAGCUGCAAAUGGCGAGCCCUGCGUCCCUCGAACAGAGUUCCUCAGACUCUUUCAAAAGUCCAGCCAACACUGAAAUACUGAGCGUAUCCUCUCUAAUCCCUCCUACUGUUUUCACACUCAUACCCAGCUUUGAACCUCUAAGUGCUGCUGCAGGCGCAUACCCAGAAUUUUCAUCUCCUUAUCUCACAUCAGAGCCUGAAACUACUAAAAGUUCAUCAUCCAGCUCUGCAUCCCCAGAGGCGCAAGACAACCAAACUUACAAAAGUGACAACGAAGCUCAGCAGAGGGAACUGUCAAAUGGAACCCCAGUGGAGGAGAGGUCUGUCAAUCUCCUGGUGCCCAAGGACAUCCCAGAUGAAGAAGCAGAAACAAAAAGCACUCGGGCCUGCACAACUCGUGAGCUGCUAACUAUUGUGGGAAUCCCCAUCACCAUCAAACUAAUCAUUGGUACUGCUUUAUUAGUCAAGUUCCUGGCAUUCCCUUCUCACUCAGGUGAAUCACAAACUCUUUGUAAGGUGGAGGGAAGCUGCGGCAGCACAAGCCAGAGGCCUGUUCUGUCCAAAAACCCACUCAAUCAGACCUCAAACAUUACUGCAAGUAAUGACGGCUGUCCCUUAGUGGUUGGAGACGGGUCGCGAAUAGUUGGUGGGAAUUUGGCGGCAGAGUACGCGUGGGGCUGGCAAGUCAGCAUGCAGUGGAGGGGGAGACACGUAUGCGGUGGGGCCAUCAUCUCGGACCACUGGGUCAUCACUGCUGCUCAUUGCUUUGUUGAAUAUAAGAUGUUCGAAGCGGCUGACUGGCUGGUGGUGGUCGGCUCUGUGAGCCUCGCAGACAACUCAGGGAAACGUUACAGAGCCCUGCAGAUCCUCUACCACCCUGGCUUUAGCAGCCAGAAUAAUGACUAUGAUGUGGGGCUGCUGCGCACCAUCACUGACAUUGACAUGACAGAUGGGGUGCAACCGGUGUGUUUACCCAGGAGAAAUGAGAUCUUUCCUGUUGGUGCAGACUGUUGGAUUACAGGCUGGGGCUCCACUCAAGAAGGAGGGUCGGUGUCAGAGGAGCUGAGGCAGGCUCAGGUGAAGAUAAUAGCUCAAGUAACCUGCUCCAGUUCAAGGGUCUACGGGGACUUUAUAACACCUCAGAUGAUUUGUGCUGGCAGCAUGGUUGGUGGUCUAGACUCUUGCCAGGGAGACAGUGGUGGGCCACUGGUUUGCCAGACAUCCUCUGGAGACUGGAAGCUGGCAGGAAUAGUGAGUUGGGGUGAAGGUUGUGCACGGCCCAAUAAACCUGGUGUGUACAGCAGAGUGACUGAACUGCUCCAAUGGAUUGAGGAAUCCUCAGAGAAACUGCAGGAGAAAGCAGUGACUGACACUUCCCUAACGCUUGCCUCAUCCCUCAGAUAACUGACAAUAAAAGCUGAUAUGUCUACAACGUCCAGGCUUUCUUAUUGCUUUUUGCAGAAGGAUGACUAAUAAAAAACAAACAAACAUAUAAACAGUUUCUGUAUUAUUGCUGAGAUAAUUAAAUGCACAAUAUAACUUUAUAGUAGUCUGAUUUGUUAACACACUUGCCAGUUUUGGGCGGCAGGGUAACAUACCACAAUGUACUUUGAUCACGUCCAUGUUUUUCAUUUGACUAUUUUUGAAAUUGUAUUUUUCAUCUGGGACUUCACAGUUUUAAAAUUAAGAUUAUUCUGAAACUUCAGCAAAACAACUGUUCUUUGCAAUGUUUGGACAUCAUUCAUAGCAAAAAAAAAUUAAA
Oryzias latipes (Japanese medaka) is the source of this 2709-nucleotide messenger RNA. Its product is annotated as transmembrane protease serine 3. The record is from RefSeq and is a predicted model, not a curated record. NCBI's taxonomy places the organism in Eukaryota, Metazoa, Chordata, Actinopteri, Beloniformes, Adrianichthyidae. Gene Ontology annotation, biological process: proteolysis. Gene Ontology annotation, molecular function: serine-type endopeptidase activity.